AUGGUCAAGCUCACCAUCGUCGAGGAUAGGCCGACGCCGAAGGAGGUCUACAACUGGAAGGUCUACUUCUAUGCGUCCAUGGCAUGUUGGGCCUCGGUCAUGAUUGGCUACGACUCUGCCUUCAUCGGCUCUGCCAUGGCUCUCAAGAGCUUCAAGGACGAGUUCAACCUUUCCACCCAGUCCAAGUCUGAAAGCGCACUGCUUUCCGCAAACAUCGUCUCCUGUUACCAGGCUGGAUGCUUCUUUGGCGCGCUUUCGGGCUACUUUAUUGGCUACUACUGGGGUCGCAAGUGGGGUCUCUUCGCCGCCUCGAUGGUCUUCCUCGUCGGCUCUGUGCUCCAGGUCGUCUCGUCGCACAAGACUGGUCUCGGCAUCAUGUACGCCGGUCGCGCCAUUGCCGGCUGGUCUGUCGGUGUGGCUUCCAACCUCACCCCCAUCUACAUUGCCGAGAUUUCCCCUCCCGCCAUUCGUGGCCGUCUCAUCGGUCUCUACGAGCUUGGCUGGCAGAUCGGAGCUGUCGUGGGCUUCUGGAUCGGUUACGGCGUCAACCAGCACGUCCCCUACGGCAACAAGCAGUGGAUGAUCCCCUUCGCCGUCCAGCUCGUCCCCGGUGGCUGCCUCGCCAUGGGCGCCCUCACCCUCAGGGAGUCGCCCCGUUGGCUUGCCUCGCGUGACCGCUUCGCCCCGGCCCUCAAGAACCUCGCACACGUGCGUGGCCUCCCCGAGGAGCACCCCUACGUUCAGGAGGAGAUGUACGAGAUCAAGUCGGCUAUUGAGCACGACGAGGAGCGUGCCGGCCGCGGUGUCUUGGCUCCCAUGCGCGCCCUCUUCACCAACAAGAGCUACGUCAAGCGUCUCGGCAUCUGUGUCAUGCUCUUCGCCAUGCAGAACGGAACUGGUAUCAACGCAAUCAAUUAUUACGCGCCUACCGUCUUUGCUUCUAUCGGUGUCACCGGCACGAGCUCGUCGCUCCUCACUACCGGUGUCUUUGGUCUCGUCAAGUUUGCCGUCGCCAUUGUUUGGCUCCUCUGGCUUGUUGACCGCUACGGUCGUAAGAUCCUUCUCCUCGUCGGCGCCCUCGGUGGUGCCCUUUCGAUGAUCUGGAUCGGUGUCUACAUUGCCGUCGCCAAGCCCGCCGAGCACCCCACCAGCACUCUGUCCGGUGGUGGCAUUUCCGCCAUUGUCGCCUUCUACCUCUGGACCUGCUUCUACGGCCCUACCUGGAACGGUACUCCUUGGGUGUUCGGUGCCGAGACCAUGCCUACUUUCAUCCGUUCGGCUACCCAGGCCUUCAUCGCCGCCUCGAACUGGCUCUUCGCCUUCCUCAUCGCCCGUUUCACUCCCCAGAUGUUCGCCGCCAUGGGCUUCGGUGUCUACCUCUUCUUCGCCGCGCUCAUGCUCGUCUCCAUCCCCAUUGUCUACUUUGUCGUCCCCGAGACUUCGGGUAUCCCCCUCGAGCACAUGGACGAGCUCUUCGCCGUCAGCCCCCGCAAGGCCCACGCUAUCGUCUCGGAGCGUCUCCACAAGCAGCACGAGAACGACACCUUCGACGACAAGCCCCAGCAGGAGCAGCUCGAGAAGGCCGAGUCUCGCGACGAGCACCACAUUGUUUGA
Apiotrichum porosum is the source of this 1614-nucleotide messenger RNA. RefSeq lists its product as uncharacterized. The transcript is spliced from 5 exons. The record is from RefSeq and is a predicted model, not a curated record. NCBI's taxonomy places the organism in Eukaryota, Fungi, Basidiomycota, Tremellomycetes, Trichosporonales, Trichosporonaceae. The coding region runs from base 1 to 1614 and encodes 537 amino acids. Gene Ontology annotation, cellular component: membrane. Gene Ontology annotation, biological process: carbohydrate transport; transmembrane transport. Gene Ontology annotation, molecular function: carbohydrate:proton symporter activity.